AAGACUUGAUCAGAUUAGCUGGUUCAGAUGGCUACUGCUCUGGAAGAGUUGAAAUAUAUCACAGCGGUGCCUGGGGAACAGUCUGUGAUGAUGGCUGGGGAAAAACUCAAGCACAAAUAGUUUGUAGACAGUUAGGCUGUGGUGAAUCCCAAAACAUUCCUCCACCAAGCUACUUUGGUGAGGGCACUGGACCGAUCUGGCUUGAUAAUGUGCAAUGUCGAGGAAAUGAAAAUGCUCUUUCCACAUGUUCACACCGAGGAUAUGGAGUACAUGACUGUGGACACCAUGAGGAUGCUGGUGUCAUUUGUUCUUAUAAUACAAUCUUGCCAUAUGGGGCAUGCAGUGGAUAUGUUCAAAUACACUAUGAUGGUGCCUGGAGACGAGUCAGUGAAAAUGGCUUUAAUAUGAAUGCUGCUAAUGUGGCCUGCAGGCACAUGGGCUGUGGUCCACCAUCUUCAUACCAUAAAUACUAUCCCUACAGUUCUAAUAAUUUACGAAUUAGCUGUUCAGGAAAAGAAAGUUCUUUAACAGAAUGUCAGCAUGGUCAUGUUACGCAAUAUCAAUAUGGACGCCGAGCUUAUGUUUCAUGUGCAGGUCAUCCAGUCAGAUUAGUGGGACCUUCUCGGUGCUCUGGAAGAAUUGAAGUCUUUUACAGUGGCGCAUGGGGAACCGUGUCUGAUAAUGGCUGGGACAUGAAUGAUGCUCAGGUGGUCUGCAGACAGCUGGGCUGUGGUAUAGCCAUUGCUGCCCCUCAUUCUGCCUACUUUGGAAAAGGAAGUGACAAAAUCUGGGUUGAUAAUGUUACCUGUACAGGGAGUGAAACGUACCUGACCCAGUGCUCAUUAAGUGGAUUUCAAUCACACAACCUUAGUCACAGUCAGGUUGCAAGUGUCAUCUGUUCGGGCCUAAUAAAGCCAACCAUCACCAUAAAUCCUCAAAGUGACAUCACCCUGGGUCAGAAUAUCAGCAUCACUUGUUUGGUCCCUAACGUACAAGUUGGAGGAACAUUCAUCUUUAAAUGGACCUCAUCUAGUCUGACUGUUGAGUCAAACAGCAGCUCUGCUACUUUUUAUAUCCCUCAAAUUGGUUUUGAGCAUGAAGGAUCACAUCAAUGUCAGUUUCGAAUAAGGGUUUCUAAUGAAGACUUCAUCACAGAGUUCAGCAAUAUGAUCAGAUUAGCUGGAACCAAUGAGUUGUGUUCUGGAAGAGUUGAAAUAUACCACAAUGGUGUCUGGGGAACAGUCUGUGAUGAUGGCUGGGACCUAAUUGAUGCUGAGGUGGCCUGCAGACAGCUAGGCUGUGGUCCUGCUUUGGGGGCUCCUCAGUCUGCCCACUUUGGCCAAGGGACUGGACAAAUCUGGCUGGACAAUCUGGCAUGCUCGGGAAGGACAUAUACAGAUUCAAUCAGAUUAGCUGGAUCCAAUGAGUUGUGUUCUGGGAGAGUUGAAAUAUACCACAAUGGUGUCUGGGGAACAGUCUGUGAUGAUGGCUGGGACCUAAUUGAUGCUGAGGUGGCCUGCAGACAGCUAGGCUGUGGUCCUGCUUUGGGGGCUCCUCAGUCUGCCCACUUUGGCCAAGGAACUGGACAAAUCUGGCUGGACGAUCUGGCAUGCUCAGGAAAUGAACCUUCUCUAGCCUUUUGUGGACACGGUGGAUUUGGGAUCGAAAACUGUGGACACCACCAAGAUGCUAGUGUCAUCUGUUCAAAAUACGCUUACACCGGCACAGCGGUCGAGACUCCGGCAGAUACCCCAGCAUGUAUUGGAAUCGCUUACAGCGCAGGUCUUGCGUUAAUACAAGAGGUGUGUUCGAUUUCAGAGGCUGCAUCCGCCAAGGACCCAGUCUAUCUGGACUGGAUCCUUCAAGGUCCAUCCAUUUGUGGGCACAAUGGAUUUGGGAUCGAAAACUGUGGACACCAAGAAGAUGCUAGUGUCAUCUGUUCAACUGCCGACUUUGGCCAAGGAACUGGACAAAUCUGGCUGGACGAUCUGGUAUGCUCGGGAAAUGAACCUUCUCUAGCCAUUUGUGGACACAGUGGAUUUGGGAUCGAAAACUGUGGACACCACGAAGAUGCUAGUGUCAUCUGUUCAAAUCCCCAAAUUAGAUUGGCUGGUUCAGGUGCAUCAUGCACUGGAAGACUUGAAGUGUACUAUAAUAACUCCUGGGGAACAGUCUGCAGUGAUGUUUGGGACCUGAAUGACACUCAAGUUGCAUGCAGACAUGUAGGCUGUGGUUCAGCAACAUCUACCAAAACAUCUUCUAAAUUUGGUCGAGGUACCGGACUCAUCUGGCCUAAAGAAGUCAAAUGUUUUGGAAAUGAAACUUAUAUAAGUGAAUGUCAGCGCAAUGCUUUUGAAUCACACAACUGUGGACACAAUAUGGAUGUUCAUGUAUUUUGUUUAGGUUACCCAGUUCGAUUGGCUGGGUCUUCUCGAUGCUCUGGACGAGUGGAAAUCUUUUACAACUAUACAUGGGGUACAGUAUGUGAUGACAGCUGGGACAUGGAUGAUGCCCAGGUUGUCUGCAGCCAGUUGGGUUGUGGUACAGCACUUGCUGCCCCUCAAACAGCAUACUUUGGACAAGGAACGGGUAAAAUUUGGCUGGAUGAUUUGGCAUGUACAGGCAGCGAAAGACAUCUAUCUGAAUGCUCACACAGAGGAUUUGGAAAUCACAACUGUAAUCACAAUGCAGAUUCUAGUGUGAUCUGCUUGGGUGGCAGCAUCAGGUUAGGUGGGCCAGCUCGGUGCUCUGGAAGAGUUGAAAUCUACAACAAUGGGACCUGGGGAACAGUGUGCAAUGAUAACUGGGACAUGAAUGAUGCUAGAGUUGUCUGCAGACAGCUGGGCUGUGGAACACCAGUGAGUCUCCGUCAGUUUGCACAAACAACAGGACAAAAUCGGCUUGGCGAGGUGUCUUGUAUAGGCAGGGAAAGAUAUCUCAGUGAGUGCUCCCACAGUGGAUUUGGGACACAUAAUUGUGUUCAUAGCCAGGAUGCUGGAGUCGUUUGUUCUGAUCAAAUUCAGCCCAGAGUCACCAUGAAGCCUCCUGGUGAUAUAACAUGGGGUCACAGUGUCAGCAUUGGAUGUUCAGUCACUGACACACAAGUAGAAGGGACUUUCAUCUUUACAAGGUCACCUGGUUCGUUCAGUAAGAGUGUAGAGACUAGCAACAGCUCAGCAACUUUCUACAUCUCCCAGGGUCAGGGGGUGGACUGGGUGUUCUGGGGCCUUAAGUUUAGUGUCUAG
Cyprinodon variegatus (sheepshead minnow) is the source of this 3245-nucleotide messenger RNA. RefSeq names its product deleted in malignant brain tumors 1 protein-like. The transcript has 14 exons. NCBI's taxonomy places the organism in Eukaryota, Metazoa, Chordata, Actinopteri, Cyprinodontiformes, Cyprinodontidae. The record is from RefSeq and is a predicted model, not a curated record. Gene Ontology annotation, cellular component: membrane. The annotation marks the transcript as partial.